Molecule: messenger RNA, 1772 nt
Organism: Pyrus x bretschneideri (Chinese white pear)
Lineage: Eukaryota; Viridiplantae; Streptophyta; Magnoliopsida; Rosales; Rosaceae
Product: RNA N6-adenosine-methyltransferase mettl16
Exons: 8
Coding region: 12-1505 (497 amino acids)
Biological process (GO): rRNA base methylation
Cellular component (GO): nucleus
Molecular function (GO): 23S rRNA (adenine(1618)-N(6))-methyltransferase activity
Source: RefSeq, a predicted model, not a curated record
AUCACUGGAGCAUGAUUCACUCUCAAAUGUCGAUGAACAAAAAUAAGAAGAGGAAGAGAAAGGAGGAGCGACCAGCGACCCACCUGAGAAACAAAUACUCCGAGAACCCACCCGACUUCGCUCACUUGGCUUCUUUGUACCCCUCUUUCGAGCCCUUCGUCUUCUUCUCCCGAGAUGGUCGGCCCAGAAUUGACUGGACCGACUUCAACGCCACCCGGGAACUCACUCGGGUCCUCCUCCUCCACGACCACCGCCUCAUCUGGUGGAUUCCAGAUGGGCAGCUGUGCCCCACUGUGCCCAAUAGAUCGAAUUACAUUCAUUGGAUUGAAGAUCUUCUCUCAUCUGACAUCAUUGUGAAGACUACAAGCAAUGGUGAUAAAGUUAGGGGCUUUGAUAUUGGAACUGGAGCAAACUGCAUAUAUCCGCUUCUUGGUGCUUCUCUUCUCGGUUGGAGCUUUGUUGGGUCAGAUGUGAGUGAUGUAGCACUAGAGUGGGCAGAAAAAAAUAUUAGAGAUAAUCCACAUAUCGCGGAACUUAUUGAAAUUAGAAAGGUUGAAAGUGUUAAAGAGACCCUUCCACUGGAAGGAUCGCCAAAUGGGAUGUUGGAUAGUACUGAAAGCAAAAUAGAAUUGACCGAGAAUAUGGAAAGGGAAGCAGUGCCUUUGCCCUCCUCUUCAUCCACAUAUCACGGGCCAGCUAUUCUCCUUGGUGUGGUUAAGGAUGGUGAGGAGUUUGACUUCUGCAUGUGUAACCCUCCAUUUUUUGAGACCAUGGAGGAAGCAGGACUAAAUCCAAAAACUGCAUGUGGUGGGACCCCAACCGAGAUGGUUUGUCCUGGUGGAGAAAAGGCUUUCAUCACUCGCAUUAUUGAAGAUAGCGUCACAUUGAAGCAUACUUUUCGGUGGUACACAUCAAUGGUUGGUAGGAAACUGAAUGUCAAAAUCCUAACAUCAAAGCUUUGGGAAGUUGGAGUCACCAUGGUAAAGACAACUGAAUUUGUCCAAGGCCAAACUUCGCGAUGGGGGCUGGCCUGGUCCUUUUUGCCUCCUGCCAAGCAGUUAGUAUCAUCUCAUGUGGCUGUGAAGAACAACCUCUCUUUCAUGCUUGAGGGCCUCGACCGAAAAUUUGGUGCUAUACAUGUAUUGGAAUCAACCAAAUCCUUUUUCAGCUGUGGUGGUGCAUCAUGUAACUUGAACACAUCCUCAUUUACGCUCGAUAUCACCAUGACAAAAGAUCACUCAGAUGCAAUCUUGAAGGGUGGGCCACAAGAUUGUGAUAGAGUUAUCAGUUGUGAAGAUAAGCAAGAGGCAUGCACAAGCUCAAGCUGUUUGAACUUGCCUUCAAAUAAUCUAGGUUUUCGUGUUUCGGUCUUUCAGCAAAACCCUGGCACACUUCUGGUGAAAGGCUCACUACAGCAGAGAGCUUGUCAACUUUCAGGAGCAUUCUCACCAAUAUUCCAACGACUUGAGGAAGAUCUGAAACAGAAAUUUUGUAGAAGGAAGUAGACCAUGGUAAAGCUUUCCUUGUCUGAUUCCAGCAACAUGGCAGCAUUGGAUAUACAGUCAUAUCUGAAGUGGUUAGUUCUUAACUAGAAGAUAUUGAGCAGCAAAUAUUUUUGUUUUUGCUUGCCCUGCUUUUUCCCUUGUAAUCUCCGGUCCAUUUUUCUCAUCCCCUUGUAGUUUUCCCAUUUCUUUUGUAUGCCCCCAAACUCGUAAAACAUACCUGCAACGGUGUGUAUAUUGCACUCGUAAUUGAUUGUACUGACUUGAACA